This is a messenger RNA of Manduca sexta (tobacco hornworm), 8955 nucleotides long. RefSeq names its product rapamycin-insensitive companion of mTOR (gene rictor). Bases 225 to 5678 code for a protein of 1817 amino acids. Lineage: Eukaryota; Metazoa; Arthropoda; Insecta; Lepidoptera; Sphingidae. Gene Ontology annotation, biological process: positive regulation of phosphatidylinositol 3-kinase/protein kinase B signal transduction; TORC2 signaling. Gene Ontology annotation, molecular function: protein serine/threonine kinase activator activity. Gene Ontology annotation, cellular component: TORC2 complex. The record is from RefSeq and is a predicted model, not a curated record. The transcript is spliced from 24 exons.
UCUAGUUUCUACGUCUCUACAAACUGGCAGCACUGACCAGCUGUCAUAUUUCGAGUUCACAAAUUAUGUGUGAUGUUGGUGUGUGGAGAAAACAGACUUGAAUUGUAAUUUAAUUUGUAGUUUGUUUCAUUUUUGUAUUAAUAUAGGUAUAGUUCAUCAUCUUGUGUUAAGUAAUCAUACGUGAUUAUAAUCUUGUAGAUUGGUUAUUAGGUAAAAAUGUUAUAAUGGCUACCUCUGAAAAUUGGCUGAGUCGAAGGAAAGGUAAACAUGGUGGUGACUUAUUUAAGUUAGACACGGUGAAUAAAACACCUGAGGAGAACAUUAAAGAGAUUAUACACGGUUUAUACCAGAGGAAACCUUUCCAAAUUGAAAUAUCACCAAAUAGUAAGAAUGCAUCUUCAGAAUACAGGCAUGGUUUGAGGGGUAUGCAGAGAAGUAGCUCUGACAGUCGCAGGUUAUCCUAUUUGAACGCUUUAGUUACAUUAUUAUGUAAAGAAGACAGAAGCACAUUGGGUUUCACACCUGAUGAGUUGAUGACUUGCAUUCGUAUCAGUCUUGUGGAUGAUUCUAUGGUGAUUAGAGCAGCUGCCUUACGAGUGCUGAGAUAUUUAAUUAAAACUGAAAAUGAUGUUGCAACAUUUAACAACCUCAAGCUGCCAUAUCUUGUGAUAAGAUCUAUGGAGCUGAUGGUACGUAAUGAAGAAGAGCGUGCGCAGGCGCUGCGUGUUGCGCGCCGGGCCAUAGGUGCGGCCGGCGCAACAGCCACGUCCGGCGCUAUGGCCUUGUUGCGCUGCCUCGCCGCUCUGGCGCCGGACCCCGCUGCCGAUCGACUGUCACGUCCAGCAGCUGCCACAUUGGCUGAAAUAUGUGUACUAAACCCGGAGCUAUUCGCCGCGUGCGGCGGCGUGAGCGCAGUGUCGCGGCAGCUUGCGGAGUGCGCGACGCCGCGCAUGGCGGAGGCUCUGUGCGGCGUGUUGCUGCACGCACUCAAUGAUCCCGCCACGCGCCGCGCCGCACGACUCGACCUAAUGCAUCUCAGCUCGCCAUAUUGUGACUUCCACUUCAAACCUGCUGGCACCGAGACAAGCAGGGACGAACGCGAGAUGCGGUUCACUUGCAGUCGGCUAGCGUUGUUAUGUGUCCUGCGGAGUUGGCCCGGGGUAUUGCACUUCUGUCAUCCGCGUAGUUCGGGUGGGUUGCGCGCUUUAGUCGCUGCUCUUUAUUUACCGCGUUUGGAGGUUCGAAAAGCAAUAUUAGAUCUUUUGUAUGAACUGGUUGGUCUGCCCCAGCCGGAAUGGACGGAUGAAAUAUCGGUAGCAUUAGAUGCCGUAGAUCCAUCAGAUUUUCAAGACGCUUGGCGUUUGAAUGAGGGUUUUGUGGCGGCUGAGGGUAUCGCCAUUUUGCCACAUCUCGGUGCGACAGGUCCCGACAUUACUGAAAUACACCUCGCUCUACUGCUACAGUGUUUUAUUGAAGCCGGUCUACUGGACGGGCUUGCCGAAGUGAUCGUGACGAGCGACACGUUUAUAUCAGUGCGCGCGACCGUACUGCUGGGACAGCUUCUGCACCUCAUACACCAGCUGGUACCGGCGCGACUGCACGGCGCAUGCCCGGCGCCAGCGGCACUGGGGCGGCGCGCGGCAGCCGGCGGCAGUGCGGCGCUGGCGGCGGCGGCGGCGCUGCGGCGGCUGCGCGAUAUGUUGCGCGCGCGCCCCGCUGCCGCCACGUUGUUCCUGGACCACGUGGUGCAGUGGUGCGCAGCCGCGUACCGUCGCCCCGCCGCCGCUCCCGCCGCCGCGCCUGCCGCACCUGCGCCCGCGCCCCUUGACGAGUCCGACGAGGAGCGCGAGCCCCGACAAAGACACAGCGUAGGCUCGCGUGCUGAUGUGUCAGACCGCAAUGUUUGCGCUCUAGUCAAAAGCAAAAGCGUCACCUCGCGUACUGGCGCUGCGGUAGGCAAGGUCGCCAAGUCUGCCAAAUUUUUCAAUUUGUUCGAGCGCGAUGGUGACGGUUUAAUAAGAAGCACUCUGGUGAUGCAGAACAAGGACGGCAACACGUGGAAUUGGGAAAUUAUUCGUACUAUAUUGAAGGAAACUGACAGCACACCAUUUUUGAAUUUGAACGAUAGUGGUCACAAGACAUGGGCGGCCCGUAUUAUCAAUUACCUAAAACCGUCUUCAAACAAAUAUUCCCAUACAGAUCUAUCGAGCACCUGUAAUGGCCAUUCAGCGACCCGAGCUGGUUGUCAAUUAAUAAGACACCUCCUAAAACACAAUGAUGCUGAUUCCCAGAAGAUGCUAGAGGAUCUCUUCUUCGACGUGAGCCGUCAAAUCGAAGCAAUAGAGACGGGCGUGAAGGCGCACGAAUGUUUGUUCAGUCCACAGCACAUGUCCAACACAAUGUGUCAAAUGUACUUCCUGUUCAUUGGACAGUUGUGUCACUCGAGUUCGGGACUGGAUCUGUUCAAGCGAACACGUUUAUAUGAAAACCUAUUAGAACUUUCGACGAAAACUCACCACAGCUGUUACGUGAAGUUGAUUAUAUCCAGUUUAGACUACUCUAUGGACUCGUAUCCUCGCGACAUACUCGCUAAGACUUUGACUUGCAACAUACAAGCAUCCCGGCUUUACGCGACACAAUUCCUAAACGUUUUACUGAGAGCUUCAAGAAAGUCGCGGGAGAUGGUCCGGAGAAAGGCCAAGCUGAAGAAAACCUCCGUACCUGACCCCACAAAGCCACCACAAAAGGACGAUAGCGAUACCGAAAGCGGUACGGAUAUGGACACGUGGAUCCUGCAAAUAUUGGUGGGGCAAGUGAAAGAUGAAUCUAAAGCUGUGGUGAAAGUGGCGCUCAGUAUUUUGGAAGAGGCGUUUAGUAUUCCCGCCUAUGUGGAGAAAUUGAUGCCUAUGAGAGACACGCUAUGUCAAAAUUGUCGUUUAGAUAAACACGCAGAUCCGGCGACGCUAGACUUUUCAGCAGUUGGCGACAGAGGCUAUUUAUUGUGGCUAACACUAGAAGUAGCCGCUUCACAGGUGGCCGAUGUAAAAUCUGUAGCCUUCAUAAAGAAACAUUUAGAUUUUUGGACUAAGUCCUAUAACUAUCGAUACGCGCGGCUGGUGGAGAGCGGUGCGCACGCGGCGCUAGCGGUGAGCGAGGCGAGCGAGGGCGCGGCGGGGCGCGGCGCGGUGCGCACGCGGCGGUGCGCGCGCCCGCCGCCGCACCUGCACGCCGCGCUCGCCGCACGAGCCGCGCGACACGCACGACCGCGCGCUCUGCACGCGCUGCUGCCCGUGCUGCCCGAACACCACAAGAUUUUACAACGUAAGAAAUGUUCCACGGAACAGGAGAUCGCCGAUGUUAAGGCUUCAUUAUGGGCAGUCGGAAACACGGCAGUGACUAGCGCCGGUCUACAAUUGUUAAUGAGCCUUAGUAACGGCUACAUAGAAGACUCCGUACUAGUUCAUAUUGUGCGCCUUGUCAAGUAUUGUCCUGUGUAUUCCGUACGCGCUACUGCUUUCUAUGUCCUUAGUCUAAUUGGAAGUACAUAUGACGGGGCGAAUAUGCUGGCUGAUUUAGGUUGGUUAUGUGUAAGGCAUACAAGGCACGACCAAUUCCCGGUGUUACCGGAGGAAAAUUGCACCGUGGCUGAUACAAGCGCUGACGAUACCGUGACGUCACCCGACUGCCGCUACAACGCAUACGACACGGAACUGAGCGAGCACUCCGACCACACGGACCUCAGCGUCGCUGAGAGCUUGCACUCAGAUUAUAAACUUAUAGGUAAAGUCGGUUCUGUAUUGGAACAAUCCGACCAAGAUGUUGUCGAUAAUAAAUUGAAUGUAAAUGAAUCACGUCGAGACCAAGACAAGAGAAAAUCGCACACCCUACCAUCACAAGGGUUUUCGGGCCCACACGACCGGCCGAUGUUAUCAGAGUCGAAGACUGUGGACAUAUUGCGAGAUUGUUCGAAUUACGAUCGCUCCGGGCCUCAUCGUAUGCCUAUAUCUGAGCAUAGGCAAAUGAUUGGGAGGAUGAAUUCAUUAGAUCACACUCAUGAAGGCCGAGUGAGAAAUACUAGCGAGUCGAGUACUAGCGGCGUGAGCAGCUGUGACUCAUUCCUUGGCAAAUAUGUGCUGCCGGACAGAGUGUUGACUCUCAGCCCGAUUCCGAGCUCGUCUAGUUUGUAUGGCAUGAAAGGAGGCAAUAGUUCGCAACGAUCUAAAAUACCAGAGUUACAGAGGCGUACGUCUACGUCUAGUUUUUCAGGCCAUGACUCAAUUAAUUCACCACCAACUCAAAUGGAUAUGAAUGGAUAUGCUAUGAUUAAGUCUUUAAAUAGAAGGCCUCAUUUGUCCGAAAGUGCAGCCACGGGUUGUAGUGAAAUAGACGAUUUGAGUUGGUUGCUGUCAGAUAAAACUCGACGCACCAAUCCGUUUUCUUCUCUACGAGACAGGUCAAGAGCCAGCAAAGAGAGAUUGACUAAACAGAGUUUAUUGGAGUACGAUUGGAAGCCGUUGCCGCUGAGCGAGUCGGGACGCGUGUCGCCGCCGCUGAGCGCGGCGUGCGCGGCGGGCGCGGCGGGCGGGGCGUGCGCGGGCGGCGCGGGCGGCGCGUGCGCGGGCGGCGCGCGUGGCGCGAGCGUGACGUGCGCGGGGAGCGCGCCCGCCCGCGCCGCGCACGCGCAUUCUUACAUCGGCAUCUGUUUGCCUACGGACCUCAUGGAUAUCUUCCCAACAGAGGAAGAAAGAAGAGAUGAUGACACCGACAGGAGCGAUCACUUCAAACGCGGCCGAGUUUCAUCAUUCUUGGCAGACAUUAAUGUUGCCAGUACAGAUAUUAAAUCGCGAUCGACUCCGGAACCUCCAAAGUUAAACUGGAAAGGUGCAGAGGUAAUUACAGCUGCAGUGAACUUGCGAUGCACAGCAUCUGCAAUGAGCUCAGCUAUCCUCAAUACUAGCGAUAUUAAAUUAAGCAAAGGCGAUACAACUGAAAACGCGAAAACAAACGUAAUGACCACAUCCGCGUCAAGUGCAAACAAAGAGACAUUGGACGAUAAAAUUUCAUCAUUAUCAGAAAUGGAAGAAGACAACGACCCCGCAACACUGACAUCGAUUAAAAACAUCACUGAAGGAAUGAGUUGUGGUCAAGAUAUAACGUCUGCGAAGGACAUUAGUGAAAGCGACGUUGCCAUUGGCAAGUAUAAGUGGUUGCAUUCGGCCAGUAACUGCCUUGCGUGUGCGCGGACGCGACCGCCGUCGUCGUAUGAACUACGAGAAGCGUUCUUUGCCGGAAUGGAUGCUAGUACCAGUGCUAGUCAGGACAAACAGAGUCCAUCAAUGAGCCCGACGACUUCCGACCGGGGAGUCGGCUCCCCGCACGCGGAACUGUUGCGUCAAGUACACUUGAUGGCGAACCCCAUACAUUUGAGACAGACUCGUUCAGUGCUGCUGUCGUUGAAGCAGCGGCACCCGGAAGUGUUCCGCAGCCCGUGCGUGUACUCGGACGUGUGCUCGCUGCUGGCUCGAGACACGUACAUGCUGUGCGCGCGGCGGUUCCUACAGGAGCUGUUUCUGGACACGUGCUUCGACUGCUUCGCGGCUGAGCCGGCGGCCAUCUUGGCUCGCCACGGCGCUCUCGCCUCACCCGUUGGAGCCGGACCGAUCGACGUGCGCCAGUAAUAUUGGUAUUAUUACAUAUUGAGCGUUGUACACAGUACACACAGUACUUGGGAAUAUUAAACAUUGUUUAUGUAGAGCUUUUAUCACAUUGCUGUUCUAUACCAAUCAAUAAGACGAGAAUUAAUCAUUUGCGUUUUAUAUAACGCCAAGGUUUUUGAAGUUAUUUGUACGAAAUAUUUAAAAUAACGAUACCCACGACCAUAGGCCUCUAGUUUUAAUUCAACUGUAUUGUUGAAGUUUCGCUAUGUUCUAUGAAAAUAAUUUUGGUUUAACAUCUUAUCGUUUGAUUUUUUUUAUUGUCUAAUUAUUUAUGCUAUGUUUCCUUUUAGCUGUAAUAUUAGAACACGUGUAUAAUUUAAUUUUGAUAUUAAUUAACGUUAUUUUAGGUGUAAUACCAUUAUCAAUCUAUAAGAAAAAGUAAUAAAAGAGUCGAUAAAAAAACCUCAUAAGAUAAAAAUCUUUUUAUGUUUUUAGAGUUACGUAAUUCAUUUACAAUCAUAUUUUCCUUAUACAUAAUGUAAGAACUCUCAAGUAUUUAAUUUAUUACUUAACUAUAACACUUGUUGCAAUUGCAUUUAUAUCUGUUUAGUAAAAAUGUAAAUUGUUGCAGAUAUUUCCUUUUCACAUCGCUACUUAGCAAUAUAGUUAAAAAUACUAUGACUGAAUUUGCACCAUUCCCACUGACUUCAAUAGUUAUCGUUAAUAAUUUACUAUUAUAUCAAUGAUAUGAAUACUACGAAUAUCUCACAACUGAACAGAUCAACAUGAAAAUAUUUUUUAUUAAUCUAUGACGGAAUUAUAUGGAUGUUAGUUUAAACUAAGUAUCUGUGUAUUUGUCUAUCUCUAUGCUUGUCCAUGGUAUCGUAGCUCUCAAAACAAAUGGACGUAUUUGAAAUUAGCAUAUGAAAUCAUCAGCUUAUUUCCAACAUUCACAGAUCCAAUUAUUUUGAAAUUUAGUAUACUGCUACUUCGAUGGUAUUUCCAAGAUAAGGCAACUUUAAAUCCAUAAUCUCCUUUACGGAUGGCCACCGCACGUUCAUCUUUUGACAUAAAAGCGUAAAAUUUUUGGUUUGCAAAAAAAGUGAAUUUUAUUUAUAACGAAGAAGUUUUGAAGAUUUUUUGUCAAAUAAUAUUUUAUUAUCUAGAGGCAAACAUAGUUUUUCAUAGUUCUGUGUGAGAUAUCCAUACUAUUUAAAUGUUAUUGUUUGUAUCCCACCUACACAAUGUAAUACGAAUUGUUUCCUAUUUCGAUGCAUAUUAUUUAAUAGCUGUAUGUUAAAACUUGUGUUCAAUAUAUUAUUGAAAAACACCCCACUGCAUUUAGCUUUUAGUGUUUUUUUCUUUUACAUCGUUGUUAUUUAUCGAAACUCAAAUAGAAUAUUAACUUACUGUUUGUUUUGUAUACUAAAUAUUGAAUGUAUUAUUACUGUACUGCUACUAAUCAAAUAAUCCAUUGUUUAAAUAAUCGUAGUUUUAACAAUAUCAUAAAAUCUUCCUUCAGUCCUUUUUAUAAGCUUUUAUUUGACUUCACUUAUAAGUAUGUCCUGGAAUUUGCAAUCAAUAUUUUUGUUAAAUAUAGUCACUCAAUCUGUUGUUUUUUAGUAUAUUGCAUGUAUUUUGUUUGGUUUUCUGUAUGGGACAUAUUUCAGUUUUUUUGUCAUUUCAUGAAACAAGGAGAUCCAUAUUUGUAUUUAUAUGAAACCGUAAUCCAGUACUAGCUAGUUAAAGCUAGUGUAUAAUUAUAUUGAUAUUAUUCACAUUGUAAAAUAUUCUGCCAGUAUUGCAAAUACGAUACAAAGAAAUUAUCCAAAAUUUAUAUUUUACACUAAAAUCUAUGUUUGAUUACCUAAGAGGGUAUUAAAAAUAGUAAUAGUUAGCCGCAUGUCCGAAUUGUUAUUGAAUCUUCCUGCUGAAAAAAAUCAAAGUAGUAAAUUAAGAGUGCCAUUAUGCUGGUUCCUUACAGUUAUAUAUUCAGAAUUACAAAAUGUACAGUUUGCAUCAAAAUGAUAUACUAGGUUAUCAACAUGUCCUACUUUGCAAAAAUAUUACAUAUUAUGACAUGAUAUAUGCCUAUUAAAUUAUGGUGCAUUGUUUCAUAAUAUUAUAAAUAAAUAAUAAGUUUAAAAAUCAUAAUCGUCAUGUACGUCUUCCAAGUUUAAUUUUAUCACAUUUAAUUUAAUAAGACUAUCCCAAUUAUUUCGUACAGUUCAAUAUAAAUGAUAAUAUUUUUCUUCUAUCAGAAGAAUAACUUUAAUAGUUUCCCAGAUAUUCUUUGGAAACCAGAUAUGUCCGAAUCGCGAUAUUGCUAGAUUGCCGUCAGUCUUACACAAUAUUACAUAAAGGACGCGCCUUGUAUGAGCUUUUCCUGCCUUAAUACAAGAACUAAUGUUCCUGAGUAUAUUUAUAAAAACUGCCAUAGUGUGCGUAAAACAGCCAAGUGUCUAAGAUGUAUUUAUGUUUGACACAAAACAGUAUAUUAUGUGUAUUGGACUAUCUAUAUAGUAUUUACAUUGAGAGUACGAUAAUUUUUUGUUCACGGCAAUAAGCAUUUGGCACUUCCAUUUUUGAUAGUUUGUGAGUUGGUGGAUUACGGCCGCGCAAAUGCGUUCUUUGAUGCGCGAUGGGCGCGUUAGUGAUUAUUCACACACAGGCACAGAGCACUGGGCAGGAAUGUUCUACAGAAAUCGUUUCUCGUCUCGAAAGUGGUGCUGUUCUUUAUGCGUUCGUACAUGAAAACAAACCACGAAGUUUUGGCUGAUAUGCGGGUAUUUAGUAUAUUACAUAAUCUUGUGUUCGGACCACCGUUCACUCAAACGAUUCCAUCAUUUCCGCCUACUGAAGUUGUACUGUUUUAGACCAGUGUGAGGCCAACUUAACUGACCAACCACACUCCCAGUUUAGCGGUAGCGAUAAUAUAGAAUCGCUGAACACAUGGAAAAUUUUGGGGAAUCUUUACAGCAUCUUUAAUCAUUUACGAAGUUUCUAAUGAAAACCUCGUCUUCUUGAUUUUCUUUUACAUCAAUUUACACAAUAGAUCUAUUAAGAAAGUUAGACCGUGCGGUAAAAACUAUAAAAUACCUACUCCGAAGAUAGCACGUGUAAAGUGGCGUUAAUUAGUAGUGCUGUACAAAAUAAUUAUUAAAUCGUUUUCACAUUUUUCGAAAGAUUGUUAAAUUAAGUGUGCUAUAUACCUACCUACAACUUUGAUGCUUACUGUACUACAACAUUUCUUUUAUGUUACUGAAUAUAACUAAAUAUAUUUAUUAUAGACAUAAUA